GGUUCAAAAAGUAAGAGAAGUAAUAUCAUGCACAGAGCGCCAUUUUCUUAUAGUCUAAAUAGUGACAUCAGGAACUAAUGACGCCGCAUAUAUGACGUCAUCACCGAUCGCCUAAUUCUCCCUCCUCAAGUGAGUGGCCUCAAGUAUCUCAUUCUCCAGGUUUGAGAAACUGGGAAUUCUCUACUAAUUGUCACACGUCCUGUAUAUAUCAGUGAGGAUGGACACAGACAGAAGUCACAUGACUGAGAGUAUAUUACAGCUCACUCUGGAGAUCAUCCACCUGCUGACUGGGGAGAAUUACACAGUAGUUAAGAAGACAUCCGGUGAGUGUGAGACACCUAGCAGCCGUCCCUGUGUGUCAGGAGGACUGAGCAAGACCCGGAGCCCCAUCACAGUGCCUCCACCUCACUCACUGAUACAUGAGAGACACAAUGACCAGAAGAUCCUGGAACUCACCAACAAGAUCAUUCAGCUGCUGACUGGAGAGAAGGGGGAAUAUAUAGAGGAACACAGGGGUCUGUACAAGGACGUGAUGAUGGAGAAUCACUGGCCCUUCACAUCACUGGAUGGGCCCAGUAACAGAGAUACCCCAGAGAGAUGUCCCCGUCCUCUGUAUUCCCAGGAUUGUACAGAGGAGAAUCACAGGACCCCACAAGAGGAUCGGGGUGAAGAUACAGAGGAAGAAGAGACGUAUGUGACUGAUAUGAAGGCAGAAGAUAUAGAGGAAGAAGAGACGUAUGUGACUGAUAUGAAGGCAGAAGAUACAAAGGGAGAAGAAGAGACAUAUGUGACUCAUAUGAAGGCAAAAGAUAUAGAGGGAGAAGGAGAGAUGUAUGUGACUGAUAUAAAGGCAGAAGAUAUAGAGGGAGAAGAAGAGACGUAUGUGACUGAUAUGAAGGCAGAAGAUACAAAGGCAGAAGAAGAGACGUAUGUGACUGAUAUAAAGGCAGAAGAUAUAGAGGGAGAAGAAGAGACGUAUGUGACUGAUAUAAAGUCAGAAGAUAUAGAGGGAGAAGAAGAGACGCAUGUGACUGAUAUAAAGGCAGAAGAUACAGAGGGAGAAGAAGAGACGUAUGUGACUGAUAUGAAGGCAGAAGAUAUAGAGGGAGAAGAAGAGACGUAUGUGACUGAUAUAAAGGCAGAAGAUAUAGAGGGAGAAGAAGAGACGUAUGUGACUGAUAUGAAGGCAGAAGAUAUAGAGGGAGAAGAAGAGACGUAUGUGACUGAUAUAAAGGCAGAAGGUAUAGAGGGAGAAGAAGAGACGUAUGUGACUGAUAUAAAGGAAGAAGAUAUAGAGGGAGAAGAAGAGACGUAUGUGACUGAAAUGAAGGCAGAAGAUACAGAGGGAGAAGAAGAGACGUAUGUGACUGAUAUAAAGGUAGAAGAUACAGAGGAAGAAGAAGAGACGUAUGUGAUGCGUGAUCAGCAGUGUACGGAGGAGGAAAUCCCUACAGAUAUCAGCACAGCAGACGGAUGCACAAGCAGGGAUCCUUCGAAGGGACAUCUUGUUUUGUCUCAAGAUUUAAAAAAAGAAAAUAACAUCACACAAGAUUCUUCAGAAGAAAACACCAUUACCCUAAAAAUACAUCAAGUAUUUAUCAGUGCAGAUAAAUCAGCCGAGCCCUCUAAUCAUGAGGAAUGUUCUGCUGAUAAAUUGGUUAUUGUUUCACCCAGUACAACUGAUUCUGCUUUUAUAUGUUCUGAGUGUGGGAAAUGUUGUAAAACAUUCAAAAGUCUAAUUAGACAUCAGAGAAGUCACACAGGUGAAAAACCAUUUCCAUGUUCUGAGUGUGAAAAAUGUUUCAGAAAUAAAUCACAUCUUGUUAGACAUGAGAGAACUCACACAGGUGAAAAACCAUUUCCAUGCUCUGAGUGUGGGAAUGUGUUUACACGCAAAUCAAGUCUUGUUGAACAUCUGAGAACUCACACAGGAGAGAAGCCAUUUUCAUGCUCAGAGUGUGGGAAAUGUUUUACACACAAAUCAUAUCUUGUUGCACAUCAGAGAAGUCACUCAGGUGAGAAACCGUUUCUGUGCUCGGAGUGUGGGAAGGGUUUCAUAACUAAAUCACAUCUUGUUAAACAUAAGAGAACUCACACAGGUGAGAAGCCAUUUACAUGCUCAGAGUGUGGGAAUGUGUUUUCAAGUAAAUCAAAUCUUGUUGAACAUCAGAGAACACACACAGGAGAGAAACCAUUUCCAUGUUCUGAGUGUGGGAAAUGUUUUACACAGAAAUCAGUUCUUGUUGCACAUCAGAGAAGUCACUCAGGUGAGAAACCGUUUCUGUGCUUGGAGUGUGGGAAAGGUUUCAUAACUAAAUCACAUCUUGGUAAACAUGAGAGAACACACACAGGUGUGGAAAAUAGUUUCCUAAAAAAUACAGCUCUUGUUACACAGCCGAAAAGUCACACAGGUGAGAAACCAUUUCAAUGCUCUGAUUGUGGGAAAUGUUUUAGACAGAAAUCAGUUCUUGUUGUACAUCAGAGAAGUCACACAGGUGAGAAACCAUAUCCAUGCUCUGAGUGUGGGAAACGUUUCAUUACUAAAUCACAUCUUCUUAGACAUAAGAGAACUCAACACGGGUGAGAAACCAUUUACAUGCUCUGAGUGUGGGACGUAUGUUUGCUUGUAAAUCAAGUCUUGAUGAAUAUCAGAGAACACAUACAGAAGAGAGACCAUUUCCAUGCUCUGAGUGUGGGAAAUGUUUUACAUAUAAAUCACUUCUUGUUACACAUCUGAGAAGUCACACAGGUGAGAAGCCAUUUCCAUGUGUCGAGUGUGGGAAAUGUUUUACACGCAAAUCAGGUCUUAUUAUAUGAAUGCAUAUAAGGGGAAAUACAUUUCCGUGUGCUUAUAGACAAUGCUGCAGUAAUAUUUAAAUAAUGUAAAAUCCAUUGAUAUUAUUCCUAAACAUAAACACAGGCAAAAGUUAAUUUUCAGCGUCAAAAAUAUGUAGACUACACUGCGUUAUGGAGGACAGGUAAUAUAUGCAAUGCUCUCUGUAUUGUAUGGCUCUCACUAGAUUUCUUUUUUAUAUCAGUUACUAUGUUGUACUCUGUAUUGUAUGUCGGUCACUAUGAUGGUAUCUUUACUUUAUGGCAGUUACUAGGAUGCUCUAUUGUAUAUUAGUAACCAAAAUGCUCUGUAUAUUGGUCACUUGGCUGCUUUAAGUAUUUGGUUACAUUAGGAUAGUCUUAACUGCACUAAUAAUUCACACAACCCUCCCACACACACAAGGUAAGUAUGUGAGUAUUAUAUACCUUACACUGUUGUGUACUGUCUGGUUUUAUAUUGUGCUCUAUGAGUAUUAUACAAUGUAGUAUGUGUUAAAGGUUGUCAUGCUUUGUUGAUAUACUCCCACCUACAUGAGACCACUUCCAGUAUUUUUUCCAGGGCCAGUUUAUGUUUUCAAAUCUUAGCUAUCGAAGCGUACAAAUGUGUCCUCAUCCACCAUUCCCUUUUUGCUUCAUUUGCUAAGAUGCUCCAUCACGAGUAGCAAUCGCACCACAACUUGACACCCACCCCGCCCCACCUCAUGGCCUGGACUGGUGACUUUUUCUAGAUCUGUAUAGCGCUGCAAACAAAAAUCUGAGUUUUUGGAAGUACCAUUAGUGCUGCAUAUAGCUGAGCGUAAUUCGCAUCUGGUUGAAUUUACCCCAUAGAUUGCUUUAGGUUUAGUUUCAUUUUAUAUUAUUUCUAGACUUUUUAUUCUGUAUCUAGUGAAUAAGCACAGUAACUAGCAGUACUGUACAUAUAUAAACCUGAUCUGCUGUUGUGUUGUCUGUACAUUUAAAUAAAUAUUAUAAAGUUGUAA
Pseudophryne corroboree (corroboree frog) is the source of this 3812-nucleotide messenger RNA. RefSeq names its product zinc finger protein ZFP2-like. Bases 218 to 2584 code for a protein of 788 amino acids. Gene Ontology annotation, cellular component: nucleus. The record is from RefSeq and is a predicted model, not a curated record. Gene Ontology annotation, molecular function: RNA polymerase II transcription regulatory region sequence-specific DNA binding; DNA-binding transcription factor activity, RNA polymerase II-specific. Gene Ontology annotation, biological process: urogenital system development; regulation of transcription by RNA polymerase II; embryo development. The transcript is spliced from 7 exons. Lineage: Eukaryota; Metazoa; Chordata; Amphibia; Anura; Myobatrachidae.